AUGGCUGGUUCCAAAGACAAAGAAGACUCAGGAUCCAAAUCGGUUACGACCGAUCAGAAGGCUCUUUACUCGGUUUAUUCGGUAACGAAUAUUCAAAACAAAGUUCGAACCCUAGACGGUGUCAAGGUUACCUAUACUUCGUGGGUAAAACUCUUCAAACUUCAUGCUAAAGGCUAUGAAGUACUCGACCAUAUUGACGGAACGGAACCCCCAGCAAAAGAUGAUGAGAGUUACGACUCUUGGGCCAAGAUCGACGCGAUCGUGUUGCAGUGGAUCUAUGGUACGUUGUCCGAUGAUCUUUUGGUCCGAAUCCUUGACUAUGAAACCACAGCCCAGCAAGCUUGGAACAAGAUCCAGACGAUUUUUCAAAACAACAAAAACUCGCGGGCAUCGUCUCUCAUGCAUGCGUUUACAACAACCACAUUGGCCUCCUGUUCGUCGCUCAAUGAUUACUUUCAAAAGCUCAAAGACAUCGCUGAACAACUCAGCGAUGUAAACCAACCCGUUACUGAAUCAAGGCUGGUGCUUCAGAUGGUUCAAGGCCUCCCGCCGGAGUUCGAUACCACUGCUCAGUUUACUAAUCAAUCCAACACUUCGUGGGAUGAUGCUCGGGAUAUGAUUGAUCAGGAACAACGAAGACAAGCGGCUCGACAACAACACUCAGCUUUCGCCGCUCCACGCACGGGUCAGACAGCAGGUAAUGCCGCCCCUCCUCUGCCGCCUCCUGCCGACGGUACUGCCGCCCCUCCUCCACCGGUUCACCCAGCUCAACAAUUUGAACCAUAUGGCUACCGCCAGAAUACCAGGGGUCGCAGACGUGGUGGUCGUGGUUACCAGGGCGGUCGUGGUCGCGGUCGUUACAACCAGGGAAAUUAUCAGCAAUGGCAGCAACAAGGCUCUUAUCAACAGCCCAACACCAUGGCCCAGCCGCCACUGGCCCAAGCAGCGGGCUCCCCCUCGCCGGGCUAUGGCUGGUGGCCCACUCCGCCACCGUGCCCUUACCCGGCCCAAUCCCCGUGGCAGUCCAACUGGACCCGACCCGCUGCACCGGCUCCACCGAACCAACCCCUGCUGCAUAUCCGCCUCCACCGAACCAGUCAACAGCCGCUCCCGGGUACGGUCUCGUAG
This is a messenger RNA of Helianthus annuus (common sunflower), 1128 nucleotides long. RefSeq lists its product as uncharacterized. Lineage: Eukaryota; Viridiplantae; Streptophyta; Magnoliopsida; Asterales; Asteraceae. The record is from RefSeq and is a predicted model, not a curated record. Bases 1 to 1128 code for a protein of 375 amino acids. The transcript has a single exon.